This is a messenger RNA of Ctenocephalides felis (cat flea), 1675 nucleotides long. RefSeq lists its product as uncharacterized. Lineage: Eukaryota; Metazoa; Arthropoda; Insecta; Siphonaptera; Pulicidae. The record is from RefSeq and is a predicted model, not a curated record. Bases 431 to 1675 code for a protein of 414 amino acids. The transcript is spliced from 2 exons.
GUGAGAGUGAAUAGAUAAUCUACCGAAAGUGAAGCAAAAUGUAUUAAAAGAUUCAUACUACUGCUAUAAUAGUGAAUUGUAAGAGUGAAUAUAUAACCUACUAAAAGUGAAGCAAAAAGUCUUAAAAAUGUAUAUUGUAGAUUAAUAAAUUACAUUUAAAGUUUAAUAUAUCCACAGUGAUUAAAUUAAAUGGCGUUAUAUUUUUUUUUAAAUGGUUAAAACCUAAAAGACGUCAAGACUGGUUUUGAAAGUUUUGUUGAACAAACAAAACUUUUAUAAUUGGUAGUUAAUAAAGAUUUAAUCUAAGCAUAUUAUAAAAAAUUAUACCAUCAUAAUAUUACAGAGUUUGUCUGUUUUACGUGUAAUAUAUGAUAACAAAACUCAAACAAAUACGACAUAAAAAUUAACAGUUUUCCAUAUUUUUUUUAACAUGGAAGAAUUUUCUGAACAUGUGCAGGUAGCUCUGAAGCAAUUAAUAGCUAAAAGUGGCAUCAAUAAUUAUGAAGUUAAAUUAUCACCAGCUUCUAAAAAAGGAGAUAAUUAUUUAGGCACUUUAUAUAGAGUUGAAAUUAUUAGUACGGAUAACGAUAAUGACACCAAGUUAAAUUUAAUUUGUAAAAUUCCAUCAUCUGAUUGGGGCUCCGAAGACAACUGGCAAAAAAUUCAUAUACCAUAUGAAAGGGAAGUGUAUGUUUAUAACGUGAUCUUAAAAAGUUUUGAAAAAUUACAAAAUGACAAAAACUUAAAUGAAAAUCAAAAGUUCGCUUCAUAUGCAUUGUGUCAUGUUGCCAGCGAUGUAAAUAAGAAAGAAUUUUUGAUUUUGGAAGAUUUGCACGCCAGAAAUUUUGUAAUGUUUGACAAAAGAAAACAAAUGGAUUUUUCUCACAUAACAUUAGUUGCAAAAGGAUUAGCUAAAUAUCACGCACUAAGUUUUGCCAUGAGAGAUCAACAGCCUGAAAAAUUCCACAAAAUGACUCAAAUCGACUCAGCCAUGUAUGAUAUGACCGGUAGAGAAGCAUUUUACGAUUUAUGUGAUUUUGGACUGAAACAAGCCUUGAAAGCAAUAGAUGAAGGCGGUAUCACAGAAUUUUAUGAAAAUGUGAAGAAAAUCAAAGAUAAUUGCGAGGAAUAUAUGGAAAGUUGUUUCAACGCAACGGGCUCUGAAAAUUAUAGAGUUCUUUCACAUGGAGAUUGUUGGAAUAAUAAUAUGAUGUUUAAAUAUCAGGAUGGUAAACCCAUUGAAAUUUGCUUCAUCGAUUGGCAAAUAGCACGAUUCGUAUCUCCUGUAUUGGAUUUAUUAUAUUUCUUCUACCUCAGUACAGAUGAGGACAUGUUAAACAAUAAAUAUGACUUAUUUUUAAAUGACUACUAUACCGAACUCAAAAAUUUUGUUCAUCUUUUAGGUAGUGAUUUAGAUAAAUUAUAUCCAUAUAAAAUAUUUCAAAAUGAUCUCAAAAAGUUUGGGCACUUUGGAGUAGUUUUAUGUAGUUUUGCCCUAAAUUUCAUUUUUGCGAAUACUGAAACGGCUCCAGAUUUUCAAGAGAUGACUAAUGCAUUCGAUGGAAAUGGAUCUUUACAAAACUGUUUAGAAUUUAAGGAUUUAGCAACAAAAAAACGCUUUCAAAAGAUAAUGCGAGAUGUUAUUCAGCAUGCAGCAAAAAGAAAUUAUAUUUGA